Delphinapterus leucas (beluga whale) is the source of this 3522-nucleotide messenger RNA. It is a transcript of the gene CDR2L, whose product is annotated as cerebellar degeneration related protein 2 like. NCBI's taxonomy places the organism in Eukaryota, Metazoa, Chordata, Mammalia, Artiodactyla, Monodontidae. The record is from RefSeq and is a predicted model, not a curated record.
GGGCGGACCCCGCCAAGAUGCCCCGGCGGCUCCUGGUGUCGCCGGGGGGGCGGGGGGCAGCGCUGGCCGGAGUCGGGCAGGGGGUGCCCGCCGCGGCACCCGCUCGCUCCUAGCGCCCCAGACCUGCCGCCCGGGCUUGGGCCCUCCUUGCCGCCGUCCCGCCCGCCGUCCCCGCCCCUCCACCCUUUGUGCAGCCGCCGCCCGGUGCCCCGGGCUCUGCAGGACCCCAGCCGGACCAGACCGCGGCAGCGAGCCAGCCCCCUGUGGGCGCCAGGCCGACGGCCGAUGGCGAGGGGGCGCGGCGCGGGCGGGGGCACUGCAGCCCGAGUCCGCGACGCGGGAGGCUCGGCCCGCCUCCGCCGCAUUGUCCCGGGCCCCGCGCCCCGGCCCUGAGCCGCGCCGCCGCAGCGCCCAAUUGCAGCCCGCCGCCUGCGGGGCCAUGCGGAGGGCCGCCAGGAUGGAGGACUUCACCGCAGAGGAAGAGGAGCCCUGGUACGACCAGCAGGACCUGGAGCAGGACUUGCACUUAGCUGCGGAGCUGGGGAAGACGCUGCUGGAGAGGAACAAGGAGCUGGAGCAGUCUCUGCAGCAGAUGUACUCCACCAACGAGGAGCAGGUGCAGGAGAUUGAGUACCUGACCAAACAGCUGGACACGCUGCGGCACGUGAACGAUCAGCACGCCAAAGUGUACGAACAGCUGGACCUGGCGGCCCGAGACCUGGAGCUGACCAACCAGAAGCUGGUGCUGGAGAGUAAGGCUGCCCAGCAGAAGAUCCAUGGGCUGACAGAGACCAUCGAGCGCCUGCAGACCCAGGUGGAGGAGCUGCAGGCCCAGGUGGAGCAGCUGCGGGACCUGGAGCAACUGCGAGUGCGGCGGGAGAAGCGAGAGCGCCGGCGCACCAUCCACACCUUCCCCUGCCUCAAGGAGCUGUGCACCAGCCCCCGGUGCGAGGAUGCCUUCCGCCUGCACAGUUCCUCCCUGGAGCUGGGCCCGCGGCCGCUGGAGCAGGAGAACGAGCGGCUGCAGACCUUGGUGGGAGUGCUGCGCUCCCAGGUGAGCCAGGAGCGACAGCGCCAGCAGCGGGCUGAGCACGAGUACGCGGCGGUGCUGCAGGAGUACUCAGAGCUGGAGCGGCGGAUGUGCGAGAUGGAGGGCUGCCGCCUCCGCGUGCAGGAGCUGGAGGCCGAGCUGCUGGAGCUGCAGCAGAUGAAGCAGGCGAAGACCUACCUGCUGGGCCGGGAGGACCACCUGGCCGAGGCCCUGCUGGCGCCCCUCACCCAGGCGCCUGAAGCCGACGACCCCCAGCCGGGCAGCGGGGACAACUCGGGCACCCAGGACGGGGUCUCCUCUCCGGCCGCGUCCCCAGGCCACACCGUGCGCAAGAGCUGCAGUGACACGGCCCUCAACGCCAUCGUGGCCAAAGACCCGGCCGGCCGGCACGUGGGCAACCUCACGCUGCACGCCAACAGCGUGCGCAAGCGGGGCAUGUCCAUCCUGCGCGAGGUGGAUGAGCAGUACCACGCGCUGCUGGAGAAGUACGAGGAGCUGCUGAGCAAGUGCCGGCAGCACGGGGCGGGGGUGCGGCACGCGGGCGUGCAGACCUCGCGGCCCAUCUCCCGGGACAGCUCGUGGAAGGACCUGCGGGGCAGCGAGGAGGGCCAGGGGGAGGCCAAGGCGGGCGAGAAGAGCCUGAGCCAGCACGUGGAGGCCGUGGACAAGCGGCUGGAGCAGAGCCAGCCCGAGUACAAGGCGCUCUUCAAGGAGAUCUUCUCCAGGAUCCAGAAGACCAAGGCCGACAUCAACGCCACCAAAGUCAAGACGCACAGCAGCAAGUGAAGGCUCCCCGGCCAGUGGCCUCCCCCAGGGUCAGGCCGUGGGGUCCCUCUUACCUGGGCUGUGCAGCCUCUGGUGAGAGAGGGAGCCCUUCAGCAGCAAUACACCGCAGAGGGAGGCUGCUCUCUGACCCAGGGAGCAUGCGGGGGACACCCGUUCCCUGCUGACGGGGGAGGCUGUCAACACCUCUUGCCUCCCAGGACCCUCCACCACCCCGCGCCAGCCCAAAGGCGCAGCCGAGAGUCUGCAAGCCAAAUGUCCCCACUGCCCGCUCUCCCAGCCCCCACUCCCCGCUCUCCCAGCCCCCACUCCCUGACCCUGGGCCUUGCUCUCAGAUUUGUGGCCAGGCUUCUAGAAGCCAUUCUGGACCAGUUGGCUUUCUUUUUUCAAAGUUCUAUUAUUUUUAUUUUUUUGAGAGAUUUUUUUUUGCAAGGCAGGGUCUCCCUGACCCCUCGCCACAACUGAAAACACUUGAAGGGGGACCCCAGAGCCAGCUGUUGCAGGUUCCAGGGGUCUCCUGGACCACCCACUGCUUCUCCAGCUGUGACACACUGUUAUUCCCUUAGCACCAGCUGUCCCACCUCGAGGGUCCUGACCAGGUCAGAGACGGCCCCUGCCAUGCAGAGCAGAAAGCCUGAGCCAGGCCCGAGUGGCCCGACUCCAGCCCUGGUGAGGGCGGGCUUCUCCCUGGAGGUCCUCAGCCCACUGCAGAUCUGUAGCCAAUCAACUCAGAGCCAGCCUCCCCGGGUUCCAGCCCUGGAAAUGCCUUCUGGGUAUCAAGCCUUCCAGGGGUCUGGGCAGUGGGAGCCCCCUCUCUCUGCAUGCCUCCUCUGACUCACCGAGCUUGGCCUCUGCCUGUUCCCAUCUCAGGGACCAUGAUGUGUCUCAUUCACUCCCCUGCUCCCCCCAGGCCCACCCCACCGCAGGUCAUGCCUGCCACCCCCAGAAUGUCCUGGAUGUGUGCCACCAGCCCAUGGUCCCAGCAUCCUCCCCUGCCCCCCUUUACUGGGGCCUGCCCAAGAGUCUCACCCCACACUGGGCAGUAUUGAAAUGGGACCAGAUGGGGAACAUGUCUCCUCCUUCCCAUACAAUGCCUGCUUUUGAGGACCCAGCUGGGUCAGGGGUUUAAUCUUUUGUUAAGGCUUCAGAAGGUACAGCUUCAGCUAAGAGCUUCAGCUAAGAGAUGCCCAGGUCCCCCGUUUGCCCUGAGAAAUUCUUCAGGGCUCCCAGUUCCUUCUUCUUGAGACCCUAGAAAUCAGAGGAGCCAUACAACGCAGUGGAAGUCAGUAGCCCCGGCCUCUGUGCUGGGAGCCCAGUGGGGAGCCUUCAUGCCUUAUUUGUUUCUAAGGGGUAAAGGGGUUUUCUUAACAAGCCUGCCCAACCUCCCUGGAGGCGCCACCCUGCUUUCCAGGCGGCACUGUGAUGAGAGUUGUCAGCUGGUCCUUCCAUUCACACAUCUUGGAACCUUUGGUCCGUUGGAGCUGGGCAGCUCCCAGCCAUCCGUGUGUCUCUGGCACCUAGGGUGGAGGGGGUGGGGUGGGAUGGGAUGGGUGGGGGAAGGGCUUCUGCCUGUUUGCUCCCCGGUUCUGUAGCUGCUGACCAGCGUCAUCUUCGAAGUAUACAUGAGAGAAAUAUAUUUACAAAUGCUUUAUUCUCUUCUUUAAUAAAAAACGCACCAGUAAUCUAAA